AUGUGGAAAGCCCAUCUAUCCCAUCCCUCGGUUGACCCGAACAUCACGGCUUACAUGGAGAACUCGAGGAUCGAUGUGAGGACGCUAGUCAGAGAGGCCGUCCUUGACGGCAACCUGACUGACUGCCGCCUCCUCGUCGACGAGCAUCUUGGCGAGGAGUUCUGGUCGUCACAUCCUGAGCUCCUCCUCCGCCUGGUGCUACAGCAGUUCAUCGAGCUUGUGAGGGAGGGCGAUGUCCAGCAGGCCCUCAGCUAUGCCCAGCAGCAGAUCUCAGUCUUCGCCGAGUGCAACCCCGGCUACCUCCAGCAGAUCGAAGACACGAUGAGCGUACUCACAGUCAAGCAAUCGAACGCGCAAACAAACCCUGCAGGGGACUUGCUGGACCUCUCUCGGCGAGAGGUCCUCUUCAUGGAGAUCAACGGCGCCAUCCUCCGCUUCCUCGGGCUCGCUUCAGACUCUGAGCUGGACAGGCAGGAGAAGCUGAAGCACUUCAUAGCGCUGUGGCGGCAGGAGAGCGGAAAGUCUCUUCCGGUUCAGAGCGACGAUUUCAUGGCGAUGCUGAUGCAAUGCAUAGCUGGGGGCUCAUAUGUCGAGAUGAGGGGAGGGGACUUGGGGCAGGGGCUGGACGGGCAGGACAGGAUCAGCCAUGGUGACCUGCAGCCUGUGUGGUGA
Guillardia theta CCMP2712 is the source of this 672-nucleotide messenger RNA. RefSeq lists its product as hypothetical. Bases 1 to 672 code for a protein of 223 amino acids. Lineage: Eukaryota; Cryptophyceae; Pyrenomonadales; Geminigeraceae. The record is from RefSeq and is a predicted model, not a curated record. The transcript has a single exon.